Grus americana (Whooping crane) is the source of this 5447-nucleotide messenger RNA. It is a transcript of the gene KREMEN1, whose product is annotated as kringle containing transmembrane protein 1. The record is from RefSeq and is a predicted model, not a curated record. The coding region runs from base 945 to 2297 and encodes 450 amino acids. The transcript is spliced from 9 exons. NCBI's taxonomy places the organism in Eukaryota, Metazoa, Chordata, Aves, Gruiformes, Gruidae. Gene Ontology annotation, biological process: Wnt signaling pathway; multicellular organism development. Gene Ontology annotation, cellular component: plasma membrane.
CGGACACGGCCCCACCGUCCGGUCGUUUCUGUUGGGCGGGAGGUGCCGGUUCACAGGUUUAGAACGACCCCCUAAGUCGAAGCGUGGGGCGCUGGCACCUGGCCGCCCGCGGAGCCGCUCGCGGCCGCGUCCCUCAGGCGCUGUUCGAGCGCAGGCUUCUGGCGCGCACCCGUGCCCCCGCCGUGCCCGCGCAAAGUGGCUGUGCGCGGGCAGGAGCUGGACGAGACUCGGACGAAGUUUGUAGCGUUCUGUUCGUGUGGGUCCGGUCCGUCCCCCAUUCCCCCCCCCCUUCAAGGGAUGAGAGACGUGCAGCACCUGCGCGCUCCCGUCUGCUGGCAGACAACACCCGUGGGACCACAGCCUGGCGGAGGGCGAGCGCGGAGCCGGGACAGCUCCUGGCCGCAGGCAGAGCCCGCGGCUAGGCCGCGGGGCUGUCGUGCUCUUGCCCGGCCUCUUCCGCGGCCACAGCGGGGGACUGGGUGCGAGAGGGCAGAGGGGAGUGUCGAGAGCGAGACAUAGGUCGCUGCUGCGGCGGAGGAGUGGGGGGCCGGGGGUGGUGGUGGGGGAGGGGGUCGCCGGGCCACUGCCUCGCUGACGGCGGGGCGGCCCUGCCUGCGGGGAGGGCUCCGCGGAGCCCCUGUGGUAGCCCCGGAGCGAGCACCGGCAGCCCGAACCUGUCGGUGUCAAAUGUAAAAGCACCAGUUCUGCGGUCCCGCGCUGCAGCAGGUUGGGAUGUUGGUCUCUAUCCUUUCCUGUCACAUGGCUGGUAAUAGGAUCCCUCAUCUGCCACUCGGCACCUCGCCGGGGCGCAGUUACAGGACACAUGCUGUAGGGCCGCCGCUUCCCGCACUUUACGCUCUUCCCGGCCGUCCGCGACCACCUCUGCCCCCCGGAGCGCUGGGGCUGCCGCCUGCGAGCGCCGUGCGGCCCGGCGGCCGCUGGCCAUGGAGCCCCCCGCCCUCGCCGCCGUCCUGGCCCUCUCAGGGCUGGCGCUGAGCUGCUGCCGCGAGCCCGUUCUCUCCGAGUGUUAUACAGCAAAUGGGGCUGACUAUCGUGGCACUCAGAACCAGACCUCCCAAUAUGCAGGGAAACCUUGUCUUUUUUGGAAUGAGACCUUUGAGCAUCCUUAUAAUACUUUGAAAUAUCCCAAUGGGGAGGGAGGGCUUGGAGAGCAUAACUACUGCAGGAACCCUGAUGGAGAUGUCAGCCCAUGGUGCUAUAUUGCAGAGCAUGAGGAUGGAAUAUAUUGGAAAUACUGUGAGAUUCCGUCCUGCCGAAUGCCAGGGAAUCUAGGGUGUUACAAGGACCACGGAGAGCCACCACCUUUGACUGGCACCAGCGAGACCUCCAAUAAACUUACUAUCCAAACGUGCAUCAGUUCCUGCCGAAGUCAACAAUUUAAGUUUGCAGGCAUGGAAUCAGGUUAUGCUUGUUUCUGUGGAAAUAAUCCUGACUACUGGAGAUACGGGGAGGCAGCCAGUACGGAAUGCAACAGUGUUUGCUUUGGAGACCAUACUCAGCCUUGUGGUGGAGAUGGCAGAGUCAUUCUUUUUGACACCCUUAUUGGUGCCUGUGGAGGGAAUUACACUUCUGCUACAGCUGUGAUCUAUUCCCCAGAUUUUCCCGACACAUAUGGCACAGGCAAAGUCUGUUACUGGACCAUACAAGUUCCAGGAGCAUCUCGAAUCUACUUCAGCUUUGCCCUUUUUGAAAUCAAAGAUGCUACAGAUAUGGUGGAAUUGCUGGAUGGCUAUACCUAUCAUGUUCUAGCUCGUUUUAAUGGCAAGAACCGGCCUCCCCACACCUUUAACAUCUCUUUGGAUUUUGUCAUUUUGUACUUUUUCUCAGAUGAAAUCAAUCAAGCCCAGGGAUUUGCUAUCAGAUAUAGAGCUGUGAAGGACAGUGUACAUCAAAACAAGAUUCCAAUGAAUCAGACGCUUUCAGAGAAGAUAACUGAACAAGCAAAUCUCAGCAUCAAUGCAGCCCGGUCAUCAAAGAUACUUUAUGUCAUCACAACCAGCCCAAGUCAUCCUAGUAGCUCCAUGCCUGAGUGGACAAUAUACAGUCUCACAGCACUGCUCAUCCUAAGUGUUACAGCCAUAAUAGCAAAGAUAUUUCUCCACAUGACCAUGAGAUCCCAUCAGAUACCAUCUGCAACUGAAACAGAAGAUUCCAGUGAGGUUACUACCGCUGGCGAGAUCUGGAGUAUAUUUUACCAGCCAUCCACAUCGAUAUCCAUCUUCAAGAAAAAGCUUCGAAGUCAACAAGAUGAUUGCAACCCACUAGUGGGAAACUGAAGUGUCUUUUAUUUUACAAGAAUCAGUCUUCUUAAAAUCCAGGUGACUUGGGAAUAAUCUUUUUUUUUUUUCUCCCAAUCUCAUAUAUGUUUUCCAAAAAGUUCAUUUCCAAAGGCCUUUGAGUGACUUUGCCUAUCUGCUGUUCUCUUGAGUACACUAUUGACAACAGAUUUAAUUGCAGCAAUAGUCUAGUGCUCAUCAAAUUUGUAGUGCUCUUAAUUACUGCCUUUAAACCAUUGCACUUGAAAUAUAUGUAAAAAACUGUAAAAUUCAAAAUGUCCUGUACCCCUGUCAAAAGUAAUUGAAUUGGUUGAGGACUUCUUGUGUCCUACCUUCCUGUACCACUGUAGUCUAUGAGAAUACUUUAGUCCCUUUAUUUUCAAGGGUGAAGACAGCAGUAGACACUGAUAACCUGUUCAGCUGCCACAGCAGCCAGAGCUUAUUGGCCUUAAGGUAAACAUGUCCAAAUGGUACUAUACAGUAAAAUGGGAGUCAAAGACUUUGAGAAACUAUCAGCCUGAUUGCCCAGUGCUCUGCUGUUUCUACAGAGACGUACAAAUAAAAAUCAAAGAGAAAUCUGGAGGCAAACACUGUAUGGAGUUUGAGCUGCAACUGUGAGUUUCGAUGGAGUAAUGCUCACCAGGUCAAGGUCUGCACCAGCAAUGAAGACUUUUAAAUGACUAUGACUGACCCAUCAUUCAACGAUGACUAUGAUAAUUUUGUUUGUAUUCACAGUGAUCCUUUAAAAAAAAUAUUGUACUCCAGUCUGAAGUCCUGCAUUCAUUCUGGAUGUAAGCUUAGGGCUUCUUAAAGGAUUGUCCAAAAAAAUUGUAAAUCCACUGAGACUGACUAACACAAAUUCUUACUCCGAAGUUAAAGAUAUUGAUCUCAGCAGCCUGAACUAUUUACAAAGUUGUAGCCUGCUAUCAACAUCUCACCUAUGCCAGGCUGUGCAUGUGAACACACACGUAACAGUUGCCUUGAUAUUUAUCUGUGAGAAGAAAAAGUGUCUCCUUGCCUGCAAAAUUAAAAUUGAACUGCAUUUUUAAGAUUAAUGCCCUUAAUUGUCAAAGAACUAAAACAUCAGUGGGGAUCUGACCUGUGAAAUAAUUUGUCUUUGAUUGCAACAGACAGCAUUAAUGAUUUUUCCUCUUUGGUAGAAUAUCUGUCGACCCACAAUGCUCAGACUUCUCACCCCACCGCUGGGGAUCAACAGUGAGUCUUUCAGCCUCAGCAAGGCUGAAAAUCAGCAAUACGUUUAGGAAAAACUGACAAUACAGGUCAGAUAAAUUGACUGGAGAAAUUUACUGAGUGAGCAGCUCCUCAAACUAAGUUAGAGGAAAUUCAGUGAGAGCCAUUAAAGUACAGUAAUUCUGGUUAAGACAAAAGGAAUAAAUAUAAUUUUAAACUUAUACCAGUGGUCUGUAUACACCAGACCUGCAGUCAGAGAACAACUAUUAAAUGCAUCUGCAAAAGAUAACCAAGAAAAGCAAGAAAAUUGUCACUGAGUUUAAACUCAUUAUAGUAUCUGCCCUUCUGUUUUGAACAUAGAACUCCCUCCCCUUCAUGAGGUCUAUAGAUUUCCUUGAAAAAAUAGGGCAUCUAAGAAUUAAAUGAUGAAAUACUGUGCCUUACUUGCCAUUGUAGAUCUGGUCUUUUACCUGAAUUGAAUUCAUUCCAGCUCCCUUUAUGUACCACAGAUGAGUGCCAGAGACAGUUGAACAAUACCACAAUAAAUGCUUAAUAGAAACAAGACAUUACUAAGCCAGCAAUUAUGGAAUUGUUUGUAUCAAAAAUGGACUAUCGUGGGAACAUCUAGUACUUUCGUGCAUGAGCUGCUGGAAAGCAUACAAGAAAAGAUAAUUACAGUAUCGCCUAAAAUCAAGAGAGGAUGAGUUGUAAAAUACACUGGUUAUCUCUUAUGUGUCAUCAGGUUGGACCAAAAAAACAUUGUUUCAGAUCCAACAAAAAUUUUUAAAUUGCCUUUUUAACAAUCAGGUUUUGCAUCAUGCUGUGUAGGGGAAGAGUCUACCUCACAGAUUGUAGCAAACCAAAUUAGUUUGCUUCCUAAGCAUGCUUAAUAUGGAUCACUAAUGGAAAACCAGGAGGAGAGAGUCAGAGUGUAGAACUAGAUCCUUAAGUUAUGAGCACAUUGUGAUGAAGCUUUGUUUGCUUGCCUUAUCGAAUGUUCUUGAGCAGUUAAACAUAUACAAAGGGACAUUCAUAAAGGAGUUAGCUAAUGCUUAUAAAAUGGAAAAAACAUCAGGAGCACCCCAUGACUGAUUUCUACCUACUGCAGAAGGAAAAAACACAGAGCUGUUAAACUUCUUUUCUUCAGUAAAGAAUUUAAUUUCACUAUAAAAUUAGAGAAAGCCCAUUACAAACAACAACAAAAAAACCCUGAUGCUACUAAUGCAAAAUCUAGGGAAUUUAGAAACUGAGAUUUUUUUUGCAUUGAUCCCUUAGGUCCUCAACUGUUUUUUAAAUGAUAAAAUCAUGAGCCUUUCUUGGGGAAUGUUUAUCCAAUUUCUGUAUGAAAGACCCAUAAAAACAGAAGUUAUAGCAGAUUAACUGGCCAUGGCAAUAAUGAAUGCGACUAAGCAUAAGGCAUUGGAAGGUGCACAGGUGAACACACUGAUAAAUGUGUAGAGAAAAUUGUUAUGUCCCCCCCAGUUUUUCAGAUUGUCUGUUUCUAGAUACCUCUAAUAUUAGGAAAGAGAGCAAUAGCUAGAAAUGCAUGGACAGGGUCCCUUAAAUAGCACUGCUUACUAUACAGGCCUGAGACCAUGAAGAGCAGGGAGAUCUCUGCUAUGGAUUUUUCUCAAAAUGUGGUAUGGUCACUUGCACUCCUAGUACAAACGCUUUGGUGUUAUGGUGGUAUGUGGCCAGCAUAUAUGGUAGCCAUUAACAUAGCACUUUAUGAUCUUUGCUAUAUGAGUUUGGGGAGAGAAAGAACAAAAGUAUGACAUGCACAACUGUUGUAAUCCCAUUAUGAUUCAGCAUAUAGAAAUGCCCCUGUGACUCUCACAGCUGAGUGCUGACAGCUGGAGGGCACAGACACCUCAGGAUGUUAGUGUUUACGGCAUUUUCUUCAACAAAUUGAAAAUAACUUCACAACAACUUUUCUUCAACAACUAGAAAAAAGAAAAA